CACACACACCCCCCCCCAAACCAAACCCUUUAGUGUAGUGUCACCUUUGUUUUGUUAAACGUCUCAAAACACAUUUUCCUCUUUUCCCUGCACUCUUCUCUCGCCAUUACUCUCUCUGACAUCCCUGCUUUGGUUUUGUGUCUUCAAAGCACGUACAAGACCUGAUGAAAGAGGUAACGGUUGAAGCUGAUGGUGGGCAAGGAGGAGCACAAGGUGCACCUGAGAGUGGCAAAGGAACGGCUAGGCCAGACUUACACAACAGGGCCAUGAAAAUUUUGAGGGCAAGAGAGCCUUAUAAUGGGUAUGAAGAAGUGGGAGAGAAGCCUUCAGGGUUUGAAGUUAUGGGGUGGUACCUUUAUGAGUUCUGCUUCUACUUUGUUCAAACUGUUCUCAUACCUGUUGUGUUCCCUCUCAUAAUCAGUCAGCUACAGCGUCUUCCUACAGAUUCAGCUCAAGAAUGGGCCAAGAACCACCCAGCCAUGCACUGCUCACAGAAGGAAAUUCAUCUGUAUAUCAAACUCACAAACCACACCAUAAGAACUAGUGGUGGUUCAAAUUUCUCCUCUUUGGAAUGGACAUCAAUUGCUUGGGCUACAGGUCUAGCCUUGGCUGCUCCAAUUCUUGGCUUCAUUUCCUUCCACCUUGAUGGUCACUUCCCUAAGCUCAUCUUAGCAUCAGCCACAGGCAUUGGAGUGUUCUUCUGCCUCCCUGCAGGGUUCUUCAAAGUCACAGCCAUCUUCAUUCCCUACAUUGCUGGCAUUGUUGCAGCUAGCACAGUUGCUAGUGCUGCUCACACACACCAUCUCGGCCUCAUGAUUCGAUGCUUCACAGGACCAAUUCUUAAGAGAAGUGAAUUCUCCAUUAGGCAAGGGGUUUCUAGCAGACUCUCCCUUCAUGCCACAGCUGCUGGUUGCUUAGGAGCUGCCAUAAUUUCAUCAUUCACUUAUCAUAUGCUUCGCGAACUAAAUGACAAUGAUCGCGAUGUUAUGAGCUUGUGGGUAGUUUCAAUCUUCAGUGGCCUAAUAUGGCUUGUGGGGGUCUUACAUUUGGUUACAGCCAUAAGCAGAACCACUGAUUCCAUCUCUUUUUCAUCAAGGCUUCACCCUUUUUCUAUCUUCAAAUACCCUCAUGCAAUUGGAGGCCUUGGUGCUGUUUUCCUCUCCUCAUUCACCACAAUGUCAAUUUUCACUGGAGGAGUGAUUUUCAUAGUGGGCCACCUAUGCAUUAAGCCAUUGCAUUUGCUCUAUUUCUGGUUAACUUAUUUCCUUUUCCCUCUUGUUUCUUUGUCAUUAUUACAACCCUUGCUGAACGUGAUCAAGAUGAAUUCUGUGAAAAUGCAAAUCGUGGGGUUCAUUCUGUCACUUCUAUCAUCCGGGUUUGGAUUCUAUUAUGGUCACAGCCACUGGAAAUGGGGUCACUUAGUGCUAUUUGGUGCUAUUCAAAGCACAGCAACAGGGAUUUUGCAUGCUUUUGGAAGGGUAUUGGUGUUGGACUGUGCUCCUUCAGGGAAAGAAGGUGCAUUCUCUAUUUGGUAUGCUUGGAUGAGAGCUGCAGGGUUGUGCGUGGGGUUCACGGUGGGAUCGGUGGCGCCAGGCCGCAUUAGAACAUCGUUUGGAGCUGCGUUUUGCACUGCCAUUGUUGGAAUUGUGGUGCUGCUUUUCGGAAAUAUCAGUGAUGUUGGAGGUGCUGUUGCUGCAGGACAUGUCAGAGAUGAUUGUGAGAGAAGUUCGGGUGUGCCUGGCUUAGAUUCUAAAGAAUCUGCUCGCGUUUGAAUAAUCAAAUGAUGAAUCAUUAUCGUACAUUAUUGGCUUGUGCGUUAUAUAAUUCUUUGCAAAUGAUGUUAAUGCAUGCAAGAGUAAAAGGUUUCAUUUUAUGAUUGAUUUUAGAUGUAUUCUAGUGGUUAGUUACUGUUGUUGCAACGCAUGCAUAUGUUUGAUCUCUGUUGAGGAUUUGGGAUCUCGCCUGUGUAACUGUGUUAUAGUAUUUUGUCAUAUUUGUUUUCUCU
Abrus precatorius (Indian licorice) is the source of this 2005-nucleotide messenger RNA. RefSeq lists its product as uncharacterized. The coding region runs from base 165 to 1772 and encodes 535 amino acids. The record is from RefSeq and is a predicted model, not a curated record. NCBI's taxonomy places the organism in Eukaryota, Viridiplantae, Streptophyta, Magnoliopsida, Fabales, Fabaceae. The transcript is spliced from 2 exons.